AUGACUUCAACAUUUCAAAUGCAACAACCCUUUUAUCGUCCAGCCUCUCUAACCGUGGAUACACAACACGCACAGAAGUACUUCGAAGACGAAGACAACAGUGUAUUAGACGACAACAUUCUUGAGCACAACGCUAUUGAUUCGGGCUUGGACCUAUCGCCCCCCAUGGCUGACAGUCGUCGAGAAUCUUUUGCUGUCGGCCCUCCUCUCUUCUCACCAAAACAAGAGGACUGGCAAUCCGUCGAAAUGCAGUCUGUCUCCUCCAACAACCCUUUCUUUGACCAGCAUAGCAACAACCCUUUUAUGCGCCCUGAUCACACUCAAAACAAUGGCUUCGCUGCUACUGCCAACUGGUUCGGAAACACCUCCGGCACUUGCACUCCUCUGAAUCCCUUCGAUGGUGUUCCUGCUGAAUAUGACGCCAACGCAUCUCUCUUCCACCGACCCAUGGCCGGUCCAACACCCUUCACAAACCCUGGGAACAUGUUCCCGUCACUUCCCGUCGGCUCCCAGUCUAUCCCCACAUCUCCCCAGAAAGAGUGGAUGACCCCUCAGCAGCCUAUUAACAAGAACAAAAUGCGCCCUAGUAGCCCCGGUCUCCGCUCUCACAACGAGAUGCGCCGCGGCGACGGUAUUCGGAAGAAGAAUGCUCGCUUUGAUAUUCCAGCAGAGCGAAACCUCAGCAACAUCGACCAUCUGAUUUCUCAGUCCACCGACGAACAAGAGAUUAAGGAGCUCAAGCAGCAGAAGCGAUUGCUCCGUAACCGACAAGCAGCUCUUGAUUCGAGACAACGCAAGAAGCAGCAUACUGAGCGUCUAGAGGAUGAGAAGAAGCAAUAUACCGCUCUCAUGACUGACAUGGAGGAAGAGCUGAAGAUGCUUCAUGCCAGGGUUGAACAACUGGCCCUCGAAAAGCAGGAAUGCAUUAAGUUCAUCGAGACCCAGAGGCUGGACAAAGAAGAGAUGAUCCGUGUUCACACCAAUGAGACUGGCGAACUGAGGAAGAAGAUCAGCGUUCUCACCGACCAUGUUCAGCGACUCGAUAGCGCCGUUCCCGCCACCAGAGACAACGGCUUUUCAAGCGGCUUCGAUGCCAUGGACGCCAUGGACGGUUUGGGCAUGCCUGGUGCAUGGGAUGCUUCGAAUUUCCUUCAUGAUUAUCCAGAGCCUGAAGUCAAGCAGGAGAUGGCUAUUGUUCCCACCAAGAAGAACGACAACCCCUUCGUCGAGAGCGAGAAGCCUGCCGCCCAGGGUGGCCUCCUCUUCAUGCUCUUCCUCGUUGGUGCCUUCGUCCUCUCGAGCCGCUCGACCCCUGCUAUUCCUCGCGUUUCUGAGGAUGUCAGGGCCGCCUCGGCCACUAUUCUCGACAAUGUUCUCAAGGACGCUGGUGUCAACUCUCAGUCGGCCAGUCUGCAAGCUGCCCCCCAACCAUCCGGCACUGCUAAUUGGGGCAAUGCUAUCUCCAUGAAUGACAUGGCGAUGGAUGGUGUUGCACCUUCGAUGCUUGGUGAGCUUGGUGACCAGCUGACUCAGCCGACUCAGGAGCAGACCAACGAGCAGAUCUUCUCUCUAUCAGCUGCUCAGUAUAAUGGUGUCAACUCCCAAGAUUUCCUCCAGAACGCUCCUGAGAGAUCAUCACCCAGUCAAGGUCGCCGGAAUCUAGCCGAAGCACUUGCGACGAUGCGAAUUCCAAACAAACAAAACGAUGCAGCCGAAGUGUACACGCGCUCCCUUCUGUGGGAUCAGAUUCCCAACGAUGUUGUACGAAACUUCGCGAAAAUGGUGUCAGAAUGCAACAACGCGCAAAAUGAGCAGCAAUGCAACGAAUUAAGGACAUGA
Messenger RNA from Fusarium musae, 1839 nucleotides. RefSeq lists its product as uncharacterized. Gene Ontology annotation, molecular function: DNA-binding transcription factor activity. The transcript is spliced from 2 exons. Lineage: Eukaryota; Fungi; Ascomycota; Sordariomycetes; Hypocreales; Nectriaceae. The record is from RefSeq and is a predicted model, not a curated record. The coding region runs from base 1 to 1839 and encodes 612 amino acids. Gene Ontology annotation, biological process: regulation of DNA-templated transcription.